AUGCAUUCUCAUGGAAAGUUAGUCUGCAAUUCAUAUGAGAGUACAUGCAACGAGAAGCCAUACAAAUGUGAGAUUUGUAACAAGAACUUUUCGCAUAUAGCUAAUCUAGCGCUUCAUAGGAGAUUACACACAGAGGAGAAACCAUACAGCUGUGAGAUUUGUAACAAAGGUUUUUUACAGAAAUAUCGUCUAGAAAGUCACAUGAGAGUACAUACAAAAGAGAAGCCAUAUUGCUGUGAGAUUUGCAACAAGGCCUUCUCAUAUAAAGAAAGUCUAGAGAUUCAUAUGAGAAGACAUAGAAAAGAGGAGACAUACAGCUGUGAAAUUUGCAAUAAGGCCUUUUAUGUGAAAAGUCAUGUAGUAAGGCAUAUGAGAGUGCAUACAAAAGAGAAACCAUACAGGUGUGAGAUUUGCAAUAAAGAAUUCUCAAAAAAAUACAACCUAGUAAUCCACAUGAGAAUACACACAAAAGAGAAGCCAUACAGUUGCAACAUUUGCAAUAAAGCCUUCUCAUCAAAAAGUAGUCAAGCAAACCACAUGAGAGUUCAUACACAGGAGAAACCAUAUAACUGUGAGAUUUGCAAUAAGGCCUUCUAUGUGAAAAGUCAUGUAGUUAGGCAUAUGAAGAUAGUCAGUGGUUUAGUAAAGCACAUGAGAGUACAUACAAAGGAUAAGCCAUAA
Messenger RNA from Penaeus monodon (black tiger shrimp), 681 nucleotides. Its product is annotated as zinc finger protein 28-like. The record is from RefSeq and is a predicted model, not a curated record. The transcript is spliced from 4 exons. Gene Ontology annotation, molecular function: DNA-binding transcription factor activity; RNA polymerase II cis-regulatory region sequence-specific DNA binding. NCBI's taxonomy places the organism in Eukaryota, Metazoa, Arthropoda, Malacostraca, Decapoda, Penaeidae. Gene Ontology annotation, biological process: regulation of transcription by RNA polymerase II. Bases 1 to 681 code for a protein of 226 amino acids.